GUGCAACAUUCUAGGUCCCAGCAUCGAUGUGGUUGUGUACACUGACCAAUCCCAUUCGAUGUGUACAGUUCACUGGCCAAUCACAUCUCUGGUUACAUCGGCAGUCGUUUACAGAUUUUUCCUGAUGAUGGGAUCCUACAUUCUAUGUUUGUUUUUUCACUUAACUUUUGAAGACAAUUAUUAAUCAACAAAGACUACAAUGCCCAGCCUGCUACAGGACAUGUGGCCACGGAUGGCGGGAAGUUUUAGACUGCUGGUGACUGUGUUGCUGGUGCAGGCUGUUGUCCCUUCUGCCAGUGGCGUAGAAAUAGAUGCAGCAUCUUUUCAACUUCCUCCCCCUCCUUAUCUGACUGGAAGUCUAGAAACAAACAGCCUGCUGGUAGAUGCCGAGAGGGUGCAUGAAGGAGUUAUUGGUGCGCCUCACAGUUAUGUGGUUCAUGGCGACAAUAUUUACACGGUCACAUCCAGCGGUUUGGUGGUCAACGUUGCACCGUGUCGACCCCUGACCAUCGCCUCCCUCGCGCCAAGAGGAUGCCGGACGCCAAAAGAAUGCGGCCAUCUCAUCAGUAUUCGACUCAGUCCGGACAAAUUACUGCUGGUCUUGGAUGCUUACCGCGGACUUUUCGAAGUCAAUCCAAUAACAGGCGUGGUCCGGCAAAUGUUCGACUCAGGCACGUUCGUGAGUGGCCGAGCCAGCAUCUACCUGCACGACAUGGUCAGCCUACAGGACGGCACCAUCAUCAUCAGCGACUCCAGCCCCACCUACGACUACCUCAACGAUUUCUGGAUUCGCUUUGAAGGACGGCCGGACGGAAGACUGCUAGGAUUUAAUCCCAGCAACGGUCAAGCUAAGGAGAUUUUGUCUGGUCUCGCGUACCCCACGGGACUCGAACUCACGUCUGACAAACAGGCGCUGCUGGUGGCCGAGGCAGGGAGAGCCAGGAUCCUCAGGAUAGAACUCAGCAAAGAUAAAUUUUUCCAGAAGUCCAAUUUCAACGGAAACCUUCCCGGCAUGCCCGAGCACAUCCGGAGAUCAAACCGAGGCACGUACUGGGUGGGGCUGACGUACGCCAGGUUUCAUGGCGAGACGUCGGUCAUGGACCAGUACUCCAACAUGGCGUCGUCCAGAAAUUUUCUUGCAAGGCGCAGGACCAUGGAGCAGCUGCGGAUGAUGUACAACCAGCGAGGGCUGGCCGUGGAGAUGGACGAGGCGGGGCGAGUGCUGGCCAGCAUGCACGACUCUAUCGGCCUCAAGGUCAAGGACGUCCUGGAGGUCAUGGAACAUGAAGGUGUGGCUUAUGUGGGUACCCGAGGCCAGAAUGCCGUUAUUCGGGUCAUCAAGUCACAGAAUGACCUCACGAUCACAUCGGUUGUCCAGGUCCUGAGGGGCAGGUGUAAAAUACAAGAGGACAAAGUCAGCCUAGCUAAAUCAAACUUGGAGCAGCAAAUUUUAACGCGGAGAGGAGCGACAAGAGGGACGUUGGGAAACUUCCUGACUGCACCCACUCUAGAUCUCACAGUACAAUCAUACCAGACCCCUAAUAUUGCCACUGGACAAUCAUACCAGACCCCUAAUAUUGGCGCUGGACAAUCAUACCCGACCCCCAAUGUAGCGACUGGAUACGGAUUCGCUCAGCCUCAGAGACCUGCCGCUAAUGCCCAACCCCAGACUACGCCGAAUAGGCGACUGGACACGAUUCGCCAGGGUCUGGCCAAGCUUCACAGCACACUGUCUGCCGGACUGUCUAUCCCGCGACCCACGCAAAUGCCGACCGGACCCGGCAACUUACCACGGGUACUUCCCCAGCAAUACAACCAGUACAACUCAGGGUUUCCCAACCUACUUUCCAGGAACCAAUCAGUGCUCUUUGCCCAUUCAGAGGAUCCCUUUCUUCCAGCUGGCUUCCCGCCCAUUAAGUUCCCACUGGACGGCAAUAUCCCACAGAGUGACACGGGCAAGCGGCCGCCUGUCAACGCCGCAUCCCAGUCGUCUCCUCUGGUCGUGCACAAAAUGGAGAACGGAGAACUGGUCACCCACAUCCUUAUCGGCAAUGACUUUAAGCCACAGACACCCAAACCUACCCCGUCCUCGACCACCCCAGCCACGCAUACGACGCCGAUGAAUCUGGUAGAGGCGGCGCAAGUGGAGGCGAAGAUUGCUGGCGUGCACCACAUGGGGCAAAACGGGAUUCAACAUUUGACGCCACAUGAACCUCAGCACCUUCCCCACGACCCCAACUCUUCCUUUGGUCAUCCUCCCCCGGUGACCCACGACCCCCAUUCUUCCGUUGGUCACCCUCCCCCGGCGACCCGCGACCUCAACGCUUCCUUUGGUGGGUUUUUUGAGUUUUUGCAGGGAGCAGCCUCCAAAAAGAAUGAAGCACUAGCCACCACCCCAGGCGCCCCCUUGCCAGACCACGGCCCCCUCCUGGCUGACAGCCCCUACCUGCCCGUGGCAAACCCCAACGAGAUCUACAACAAAACACCGGACUUUGAUUCCAGUUUUGGAUUACAUAAUCUCGGUGCCAUCUCCGGGCACCAGCAACCAGUGACCGAUGCAGGUCACGGACCUUCUCAGAAAAGACCAGAGAGCAGCCUACAAGAUAUUUCUAACAAAACCCCAAUGGACCUCCAGCAGAUGCAGAUGUUUCACCCUUCAGAUCGUCCCGACGCUUCAGUACUCAACCAAGCCCGCACAAAGGCCCAAAGUCCAUUGGACCCGACCAAAACCUCUUUUCUAAAGCAAGGACUUCGAAUGUUGCAGCAGUACUUUAAACAGAACAAACCAACCAAUGGCGCCGCACAGUCGCCUGCACAGCAUACCAAUCAAGCAGCUGACAUUGGAGUUACUAAUUCCACAAAAACCCCAAAUAACACACACACCACAGAGCCUGUGCCCCCGGUAACCACGGUAACCCCGACUUCCACGAGUCGUCCUGAAAGCACGACUCUAGCGCUGCCGCAAGAGAAAGACAUGUUCUCCCAGAUGGAAGAGAUAAGUCAGGUGUCCGCUAAUGAUGUCAUCAAAUCUCAACAGCUUGCAUCGUUUUCUGGGGCCGCCACCAUCCACCCCAACCAGCCCCUCAAUGAGGUGGCCAACACGUAUGAACAUCCCCAUUUUAAAACCUCCAACCCGGCUGCUGCAAGUGAUCCAUCUUUGGCAUCUGGUAGUACAGCGGCCCAACCAAUGCUGGAUGCUGGUCCUAGUGGAGCCACGGAUGAGAGCAACUUCAUCAAGAUCGUCCAAGGUCCGGGGAAAUACAUUCUCAUCCCUCUAACACGGAGCACCCUACUGCAGGCGCUCAGCGGCUUGCCUCUAGGCUCGUUAGACACAACUCUAUCUGGCCAAACACAGGGCCAACCGACACAGGGCCAACCGACACAGGGCCAACCGACACAGGGCCAACCGACACAGGGCCAACCGACACAGGGCCAACCGACACAGGGCCAGCCGACACAGGGCCAGCCGACACAGGGCCAACCGACACAGGGCCAACCGACACAGGGCCAACCGACACAGGGCCAACCGACACAGGGCCAACCGACACAGGGCCAACCGACACAGGGCCAACCGACACAGGGCCAACCGACACAGGGCCAACCGACACAGGGCCAGCCGACACAGGGCCAACCGAUACAGUCACAGGCUUAUUAUAGCCCCAUGCAGCAACAGUGGCAACCCCAAGGACCAACACAGAACUAUUUCCCGCAAACUUCUCAACAAAGCUGGAACAACCCACAAACACGGGCACCUUACAGUGGUGGGCCGCAGCCUUACAGUAGUGGGCCGCAGCCUUACAGUGGUGGGCCGCAGCCUUACAGUGGUGGGCCGCAGACCAACUGGGGCCCCCCUCAACCUACUUCCCCUUCAUCCACAGCUGGGUGGACCGGUGGUAACGAGCUACAGGGCUGGGCCACGCGUUCCUCCCCAGCAGUUCAGUCAAACUGGCCAACACAGCCCACACAACCAGGCAGUAGCCAGUCUUCAGCUUACCGCGCACCUGAACCGACUGGUGUUCCAAACCAAACUUGGAUGCAAACAUCAGCACUAAGUCAACCAUGGCCGACAAACAGCCCACUUCAACAAAUGUGGCCGACAAACAUUCCACCCCAGCAAACAUGGCCGACGCCCGGAAACAACUGGCCCCCUGGCUAUGCUCCGACUUGGCAAGGAAGCAACCCACCUCCUCAAACCUGGCCACCAGCUAGCACCUCACAACAAACCUGGCCGUCGCCCAACACACCGCAGGCAUACCAACAAACCUGGGGGCCACAAGUAACCCCAACACAGUCGAGUUCUCAGCAAACAAUUCAAACAAUGGCGCCCACACUCAGUUCCAAUUGGAACAGUAACCCGACUCAAGAAACUUGGAACCCGAGCAGAACCCCACCUCAACCCUGGCCCACCAGCUCAGGCCAACAGUCGGCUGCUGGCUCACAUGCUAAUGGAACCACUGCAGCCGAUGUGGGUUCUGCUCAGUCUAAAAACGCCACCGCAAUUGAGACAUCAGCGAACAAUCAGGACACAGCUUACGUCACUGAAUGGCAGAGCACGGUGUAGGUUGAUGACUGGGGCUGAGAAAAUUGUACAUACACAAUCUUUUUCAUGUUUAACAUAUGUGUGAGCUCUUUGUGAAUAAAAGCAUUUG
Messenger RNA from Physella acuta, 4649 nucleotides. Its product is annotated as mucin-2. The record is from RefSeq and is a predicted model, not a curated record. Gene Ontology annotation, molecular function: hydrolase activity. Lineage: Eukaryota; Metazoa; Mollusca; Gastropoda; Physidae. Gene Ontology annotation, cellular component: endomembrane system.